Penicillium subrubescens is the source of this 366-nucleotide messenger RNA. RefSeq lists its product as uncharacterized. The transcript has a single exon. NCBI's taxonomy places the organism in Eukaryota, Fungi, Ascomycota, Eurotiomycetes, Eurotiales, Aspergillaceae. The coding region runs from base 1 to 366 and encodes 121 amino acids. The record is from RefSeq and is a predicted model, not a curated record.
AUGGGUCCCGACCCGGCCGCAGACCCCCACGGGCCGGUUCCCAGAUGCUCUGGAGGGCCCUCACCGGUGGCCAGGGGCGGGGGCGGGUGCCAGAAGGGCCGCAGAGGGCGCGGGGGCCGGUUUUCGACACACCCCGAUCUUUCGACGCACCCAAACUCGCCAGUUCGCGGUGGGUCAUUUUUCGACACACCCAAAACUCGCCAGUUCACGGUGGGCCACCCGGCUGCCGGCUCCCCCGCGGCCCCCGCGCCCCCCUGCGUUUCAGAACGCUGGGCGACGGGCAGACGCCGGGCGGGCGCGCCGUCAGCGACAGCGAAACGGCGACGAUGCGGACGUGGAUGGGGGAUUGAGGAGGUGGUCACGUGA